Molecule: messenger RNA, 888 nt
Organism: Salarias fasciatus (jewelled blenny)
Lineage: Eukaryota; Metazoa; Chordata; Actinopteri; Blenniiformes; Blenniidae
Product: 23 kDa integral membrane protein-like
Exons: 9
Coding region: 122-868 (248 amino acids)
Biological process (GO): regulation of vascular endothelial growth factor signaling pathway
Cellular component (GO): plasma membrane
Source: RefSeq, a predicted model, not a curated record
CAGCAUCACAGAGCUGCCCUGCUGCUCCUCACACACACUCCGGCCAGCCGCUCCUCACACACACUCCGACCAGCCGCUCCUCACACACUCUCCGACCAGCCGCUCCUCACACACUCUCACCAUGACGAAAACCAACGGCUGCCUCCGCGGCAUCUUCCUCGUCUUCAAUGCCAUUUUUGCGGGUAUUGGAGGUCUGAUGGUGUACGGGACGAUAAAGGCCACCGCCUUCAGCAGCCAGCUGGCGUCCGUGGGGGGUCCCAGCCUGGCCUGGAGCUGGAUCAUCUCCAUCGCCAUCGUCGGAAUCGCCGCCCUGGGAAUGUACGCCGGCAAAUACGAGAGCGCCAUCGCGCUGAAAGUGUUUGCAGGUUUCAUGGGCGUGUCGAUGGUCAUCAUGUUGGUCUGCGGCAUUAUCGUGGUCGUCGGCAAGAACAAGCUCGCGGACGCCUUCAGCGAAUCCUCGCCGGAGAUCCUUGAGGCGGUCAUGGACGAUGAUUCGAUGAAGGAAGCGCUGGACGAGCUGCAGCUCUACGGUCACUGCUGUGGGGUCUGGGAGCCCAGCGACUGGGGCAACAACAUCCCCUCGUCCUGCGACUGCAACCACAGAACCAAAGGCCUCGACCUGGGACUGGGACGGGCAAAAUGCACAUCCAAACCCAUGGGUUCUACGGGACCCAGUCAAAUCUACUCACGGCCCUGCAAAGACGUGGUCAUCGUUUUGUGUAACAUGGUGCUGAACGUUGCCAUCGGUCUCUGCUUCGGGUUUGCCGUCAUUGCUCUCCUCGGCCUGCUGAUCUCCCUCCUGAUGGUGCACCAGAUCCAGCGCUACGACGGCAUGGGCAGAAUCGCCAUUCCCAUGAAAGGCUUCUAAACCGUUUCUCUUCGAAAAAA